GAGUAUCUCGAAAGAUCUCUCGUUCGAGAAAUUAUCACGAUACGUCGUUUCAUUUUGCUUCGUUAUUCGUCGAUCGUUCAUUUAUAUAAUCGACGUUUAUAUGAAAUAAUUAGUGGUCGAAUGACUAAGCAAUAAACCGAGUCAGUGGAGGAGGGCUUAGAGAGAUAGCACGCGCGUGUUUAUUUGGCUUCGCUCUAGGAACCGAAGUGGGUGGGUGCGAUCGCAAUCGUCUAAGAUUUCCUCUUCGUUGGUUCUUGCCCGAUAAUUCGAUUUUGUUGUGACUCUUCUUCCCCGUUAUCUCACUUUUCUUUCCUCUCUUUCUACAUGUCGUCCCGACGUAUAAACAUUUAUUUGAUUUAGAACGAUAGACAAAUUACGGAACAUUUAGAAUGUCCAUAGCUUUCGACGAGUCGUAUUAUCGAUCGGCAAAUGAAUAACUAUUUAAUGAUAGAUAUGUAUAGCCAAGAGCAUAGAACUUUCAACCUGGCAAUGCGAAUGGUGAAUCUAAUCGCGAUGUGGCAGGAACUGACAGCCCAGACGGAGAAUGAAUUAACCGUUCGCGAAUACUGUUUCUACGGAGUUUUUUUAUACCUUCUUUUUUCUUUUUUUAGAUCGUCAGGAUAACGACGGACUUAAACGAAGAUAGGGACAAUGAAAUCGCGUAGCGAAAAGAAUUGUUAUCGAAUUUCUUCAUCGGGUAACAUGACAAAUACAUUCGUCGCAACCGCUCGUUACAGCGGCAGAUGCGGUUGGAUAAGAGACCGACUCGCAUCCCACUCGCUUCUCUCUCUCUCUCUCUCUCUCUCUCUCUCUCUCCUAUCUCAUCCCUUUAAAUUGCAUAAAAAAAGAAGUUCGAUCUUCGUUGAAUAAACAAUGUAGGAUAAAGUUAGAAAAAUUUUCGAGUUCCUUUUAAGAGAACUUUAUCGAUCGAAUUUGUCCGAGGACAGUGAAGGGUCGGAAGUUCGAAAGGACGUGUGGGUGUAGGAAGGCGCGAGAAACGCAAAGUCCGACCGCUUUCCAUCCGCGUGUCCAUCGACAGUCCUCGUUGUCGGGUUCGACGCGGGUCGCAGAAAGAGAGGCGUGCGUACGCCUUGUUGGUCCGGGACACACACGGACUGUUUGCUCGGGGUACCAUCGCGGAUCCCUUUUUUUUCUGGUCCCGCGUAGAGUCCCUCUCGCGAGUCGAGUCACAACACUAGUAAAGUUACAAAAGCCAAAGGCAAACAGAUCCGGGGACGGGCCUUAACCGGUUUAUCAAACACUCGUGCGCCCCGAAGGUGGUCUUUCGUUGCUGAAAGCACGAGACAAGACGAAAGAGAAAGAAAGAGAAAGGAGAGAGAGAGAGAGAGAGAGAGAGAGAGAGAGAGUUAACGACGAAGAUGACGACUUCGUCGUCUUGUCGCGUCCGCUAUCUUGCGUUUUCGUGAUCGUUUUCUCUCUUUUUUUCUUUCUCUUUCUCUUUCUCUUUCUCCCGCUAUCUCUUUUUAUUUUCGUUCGAAGGAAAAGACCCCCGAUGAUCGUUCGCGAAGGCGGAGAGGAGCGGAAGAAGGAGGAGUCAAACAGUCCGGACAAACCUUCUUCCUUUUUUUUUUUCUUCUUAUUUUUCAUCUUCCUCAUCUUUACUUUGUUAUAGCACCGCGGCGAAACUCUCAGUGUUACUUUAUCGGUCAGUAUCGUUAACACCUUAGUACUGAAAUUCGGUCCAUUAUUUUUUCUUAAGAGUUCAUUACGAGUCGUCGUAUUCGAAAUUGAAAGAAAAUGAACGGCAUUUCCUCCGACUGGUCGAUAAACGAAACCAGACUCCGAUUAUGAAGGUAAUACCACGUUGAGGAUGAUUAAUCGUUCUAGUAGGGCUUCACGAAGAGCAAAGAGGGUCGAUAUACUGAGAAAUAAUGUAUGCCGUGGGAAAUGAUAAACCGUGCGACCGAAGAGAAGUUCGUGUACCUUCGUCCGUAUGUUCGUUUACCUUAACAAGAGAGAGAGGAGAGAGAGAGAGAGAGAGAGAGAGAGAGAGAAUAGAGGGGGAGAGAGAGAGAAAAGAAGAAAGACAAGAGGAGAAGUUACAACUUUGGAGAGGGAGAAAGUUGAGAGGCAAUUUGGCGAUACACAAAAUUACAUAUCCGUGGCCCGAUCGAAUUGCUCGAAAGGGAAUCGCUAUCGAACGAGUCUCGAAAUUGUACCGAUUGCGAGGCCCUUGUCUCGUUUUUGUUUCGUCCCUUUCACUUCGCGAUCGGGACGAGUUUUCAAGAAGCAUUCAGGGAUCAAAAAGUCGACAUGGAUUAGGGGCGAGUCGAUGAAUGUUCUGAUUUAUAUUCAUUCGAUCGCGUAUUUAAUUAACAUCGGAAAUAUCGUUCCAUAUUGGAAUAAGAGAAAUGAGAGAAAAGAAAGACGUAGGAAGAAGAAUAUUUUGGCAGGAGGAUAGGAUGGAUACUCGUAGGACGAGCCGAGCCCUUGACGGCGGAGCCCGUUCAGAAGGUGGGGUUUCUUCCUACGUCGUCCUUUCGUUGUCGCCCGGCUGACUUACGUCCUACGAAGCAAAUAAAAAGAAAUAAAAAAAAAAAGAAAAGAAAAGAAAUGAAAAAAGAACGAAAAGGGAAAAGAAAAAGAAAAGGAAAGAAAAGAAAGGGCAAAAGAUCGAGGUCCGUAAGCGACUUGGACGCGCGCGUACACGUUCUUUCUCUUUCUCUUUCUCUUUCUGUCUGUGGUUUCGGGUUCAGCAGGGUUCACCGGACAUAUUAUGGGACAGGCGGGCACUCCAGCGUGAAAUGAAAAUAUUAUGCCAGCGCCCAGAGUGGUGCCGGCCCCGUGCCACACAUCGAAGGAUCGCGACGUGCCCUUUGAAAGGGCGUCGACGAGAAGAACAUUUUCGAAUCCUUUCGUUCGCCGUAACGAACGUUCACACGGCUUAUUAGCUUCCACGUUCGCGCGUUCUGUUGUUUCGAAACAUUUCUCAAUUAUUUUUAGGAAUAGACUUCUCUUCUGACAUUUCUAACCGUAACACUUUAGAUGAUAUUUCGAAGCUUUUACGACCUCCGAUCUUACUCAUUAAAUUUCACGUUGUAUCGUUAUCUCAAAAGGUUUUACGUACCGGAUAGGAUACUUACAUAUUAUAGCGUGGGAUGAAAAUAUCAAGGCGAUAUUCGAAAUACCGCAUGAUUCGGGAUAACCGUGGAAAGGUUGAAAGUGGUCGAAGUCGAUCGAACGCUCGAAGCCGUUUAGAAUAAUCGAAUAGAACUAUUUGCUUUGUUUCUCAUUCGAAUUCAUAAGGAGAAAAGACGGACGUUUCGUUAUAUUUCCGUAAUCGCCAUCGGCAUUUUCUUCAAACGAUCGAGCAACACUUUCGUGACAGUCCCCGAUCAAAGAACAUAAACGUCAUCGCACGGAAAUUAUACAUAUCCCAUGGACCUUAGUGAUUAUUGAAUUCGUUACGUGUUACCUUGCGAGUCGUCCUUCGUUCAUCGUUAAUGCGUCAAAGCUCUCCCGUGCGACGAUGAAAUAUAUAUAUUUCAGAUUCCGAUUGCCGACACAUUAACGUCCGUACUUCCCGUAAUUAGAUCACGCAUUCAUCGUGCCAUUGACGUUUUUCAUCGUAUCAACUAUUAGCUCUCUUUCUCUCUCUCUCUCUCUCUCUCUCUGUCAUUCUUGUUCUCGCUCUCAUGGAUUUUAUCGUUUCCCAAGCGACAUUUAUUGUCUCCCUGUAGGCCAAAGUCGGCCAUUUAGAUUUCCAACGAAGCGAGGACAGUUUCGCGUCGAUGAUUUUAUCGUCGUGGGUAUCUAUAACUGGAAAUAAACUGUCGUUCCGUAUCGUUCGUCUUUAUAUCGUUCGGUUUAAAAACGCAACGUUACGGGAUCGAUGGAAGAGACACAUGAGAUCCGAACGUCGUCGAUACGGCGUCAGCUACAAGUUGUCCCUCGACAACGACGAACGACGAGAGGUAGGAAACCUUGAUGAAGCGCCUGAGUUACUUUUUGCGUCAAUUUGUUAAUCGCUGUCUACUUACUGCUACCUACGAGAGAAAGACUAAAGGAAGGAAAGAGACACGAAGACAGAGAGAGAGAGAGAGAGAGAGAGAAAGAAAUAAAAAAGAGAGACGACGUAAAUCGUACGCUCGUGCGAAAGAAAGAAAGAAAGAAAGAAAGAAGGAGGGACUUAUGGAGGUUGUCCGCCGUAGUAAAACCGGGGCCGCAGAGAUAAAUUCAGUUUCAUACAUUCCCGUCUGGUUUUCUGACGAGUUCUCCUGGAGUCCGCUACCGGUUGCCGUUGCUCGCGAGACUUCGAUCUCUCGCGAACGAAGUCUGCGAGUAAUCGUUCGGAAAGUCGUUGCUUUCGAAAAGUUAUCCGUCCUCGCGGAACACGCGAGGCGAAAUAUCCCUUCGUACGUAAAGUACGUAAAGUACGUGUGUACGUAGUUACUUACUUACUUACUUACUUUACAUUUGUUAGUUCGUCCGUUCGUUCGUUCGUUCGUUUAAUUAGAAUCGAGUUAGCUCGCUCCUUUCUCGUCGAUAAUACCACGACGAACACGGCCGCCCUUUUUAUCGGUGAUCACCGAUCGCUAAAUAAAAGGAAGAAAAGCACGCGCCGUUUCGGUUCCUCUCGCCAAGAGUCUCCUUCGUUUCGGGCCAUUACGUCGAAGGAGAAAUACGAAAUGCCGAUUCGUUGCCAUUUACGAGGUAUAAAUACGAGAUAAACGGAUCGUAACGACAUGUAGGAUUUAUCGGAACGCGUGUAGUUAUUAAGGGGCAUUAACGAUGUUACGCUUGUUCGCGGAACGUGCUCGCGUCGAUUCUCUUCGUUGUUUCUUCUUCUUAUUCUUCUUCUUAUUCUUCUUAUUCCUCCUCCUCUUUCUCUUUCUCUUUCUCUUUCUUACGCACACGCAGGAUGUAUAGACGUUCGUUCUCUCUGUUCGUAUACACGCCAUAUAGUCGAUCUCGAUGUCGGAAUCGAACGAGAUCGUAGUAAACUCUUGCCAGUUAAUCCGAUCCGAAGGAGGUAAAACAUUCCCCACGCAUUAUAAUUUAGGAUUACCACAUGUGUUUUCGUUAUACGUAACGAGUCGCUAAUUGCUCCGAUUUACGAAAGCUAAAUAGUAUCGGCAAAUCUCUUUCUAUCUAUUCGAGGAAAGAGAGAGAUGGAAAGAAGAGAAAAAGAGAGUAGUGCGUGUUGGCGUUUCGUUCUCGCCUUCCUUUUUCCAAGGUGAGAUACUCUCCCCUUCUCUCGAUUACGUCGUUAUUUUAUAAACGACGGCUUUUCUUUUAUCCCACGGAUUCUCAGAUUCACGAUCUACUCGGGAUCAAUUGAAAAAUCUAACUCGAACAAAGAUACUUACGAAAGAUCGUACGGUUAGAAAUAUCGCGAGUUCGUUGUCGUAAAGUAGACGAGAUACUCGAAUCGCGAGAAGUCGAAACAUCUCUUUCUCUCUCUCUCUCUUUUUCUCUUUAUCUUUCUCUUUUUCUUUUUCUCUUUCUUUUUCUUUCUCUUUCUCUCGAGAGAAGAAGCAGCCGGCCAAUCUUUCGUUGGUUUUAUUAGCGUUGCGCGGUUCUGCGGGCGGAAUCGUGUAAGUCCGUACGCGGUGCGGGUGGUACAACGAAGAAAGUGAGGCAAUGUUUAAAUUUCACGGUCCAUAGUGAAUCGAGCUUUACGACGAGUCGCGCACCACGGUAUUCCGUUCCUCUCCACCUACGUUCUGCAAUUACGGUGCCCCGAAGUAAACCGCAAGCACGCGGUACGCGACGUCGCGUCGCGAGCAGGAUGACGCAUAGCAUAGUUGAUUUAUGUUUCCAACUUGGAAUCUAUUCUUACUCGUGUUGCCGAUUCUCUUAACAGAUGUAUGCAUGUAUAUGUAAAUACUUACUUAUAUAGGUAGAAAUUGGUUCGACGAUUUUUAUAUAGAUUCGAAACGAUAACGAUUUAUCUUCGUUCUAUGCGUGAUUCUGUCUUUCCUUUCCCUUGUGAUUUUAUUUGAUCUGAUUUUAUUUCCUUUCCCUUUCGUUAUUUUCUUCGACAAAACCAGACCGCCGAGUAAAGUGAGAAUUAAUCCGCGUAGGUGUAGGAAAACCGAUACGCGUCCUUGGCGAUGCCAAUAAAGAUUUCCGUCUUUUCGAACGCGACAUCGUAUAAAUAUCGAGGAUAUAACGAUGAUGACGAUGACGACGAACAGUUAUUCGAACGAGCGAAAUCCUUACGUGAAGAUAGGAGGGUAGGGUCCCUUUUAGCCCGGGGUGUGUUGAUUUUAAAAGCCGUCCGGCCAAUUACCGAAGUUGCCAGGAGCAGUAUCUUUCUCUUUCUCUUUGGCCACCUGACGCCAUCCAUCCUUCCCUCGAUUGCUAUUCUCUACCUCGGGGCUCUCGUGCGCAAUGAGCGAUGCGUUCAUUCAUGCCGAUGCACGCGGUUCUCUUACACGUGUGUGCAUUCGUGUAGGUGUGCAUUGUAAAUGUACGAGUACUUCGUGAUAUAUAGCCAUGGUGAUACACGGCGAUCGAUCGAUCCCUCGAAUCUCUCUCUCUCUCUCUUUCUCUCUCUCCCUCUUUCUCCUUUCUUCUACCCUCGCCCUCGAGAGAAUAUCAGGUGCGAGCAAGUAGUAGAUAUAACGAGUCGUUUACUUCGUAGAUAAAGGGAGUUCUUCGGUGUACACGCAUCGAUGAGAUAAAGGAGAAUCGUAGAAAAAGAUUGAUAAGUUUCCUUUAGCUUAUUAUUUUUCCUCUUUCCUUUUUGUCUUUUUUUUCCUUCGUUGAAGAUCUUUAUUUCCGAGAGACUUUAUUGAUACGUAUAUUCGAUCGUGAUACAGCAUUAAGAGGCAUGAUCGAGAGGCAAGGAGAUUAGGGAAUUAAAGUUCGUUCGUUAUUUAGCUUGUAGUUUUGUACAUUAAUUAAAAUAUCGAGGUUUAUUAGAGAUCCUCGUUAUAAGGUUAGACAUCGUGGGAAAGCACGACUCGCGGUAAACGUAGGUUAAAGUAUAUUUUUCUUUGAUAAAAAGUCAUGUAUUUUUAAAAUAGAUAGGAACCUUUUAGCCUCGCUUGCGGAGAUAAAGAACACCUAUCUAUUUUCUUUUUUUUUUCUUUCUUUUUUUCCUUACGAUUAUUCGGUUUUUCAUCGGUAGGAGUUAAUGUCGAGCGGGGAAGGUCAAAUCAUUAAUUAAUGAACGCGAUGAGAGGCUCGCGUUUACGAUGCGCAUGAACGGUUCUUAAUGGAAAGCCAGGGCGGUAUAGAUGACAAAGAGUAUUCGUACUCGAUCAUUUUCGUUCUAUUAAAAAUCAAAUUCUUCCGAUUUUAUCUUGAAAUUAUUCACGGAAUAUAAGAUACCAUCUUCAAUUUCGAACAAACUGGUUUUACUAAGGUGGCAAAGAAACCUAUAGAAAUCGAUAUCGCUAAGAGAAAUCGAAUAAAUCGCCGGUGAUAGGGUCAAGUCGAUCGAGACACGAUCGUUUCGCGCGUCGUCUCUCGAUAGAAACUCGUAGAUACUAUUAAAAGAGAGAGAGAGAGAGAAACAAAAUCAAGAUCGAUGUGCUUCGUCGUACGUCGGAUCAUUGGAACGUAUCGAACCGUUUCUCGCGACGCACACGCACACGCAUACGUAUUACCUACCUACACGAAUAUACGCAACCAUACACGUAGAGACUCACGCAUCUCUACGUAUAUUCGCGCGUAUAGCGAAUCGUGGGUGGAGCGGGCCAGGUCUCUUGGUGCCUGACCACCGACAACUUUGAUUCAGUACGAUUGUUGCGAGCCGGUUCAACGAUCGGACUGACACGCGAGUGGCCACGCAAAACACGCUCGCGCGUACGCUCGCGAUACCACGUGCUCCUCACCUACUGUCUGUUUCUCUCUCUCUCUCUCUUUUCUGUCUAUCUCUUUCCUUCUCUAUCAAUAUUUUCAAUUCUGGUUCCUUGUUAACAUAAUCUUUUAGAUCAUUUCGAUUGCAAUGUGUUACUUUGACCAUUCGAAGCAAAAGCUCUUGAGUUAUGUUCGCUACUUUCAGUAUCUAUAAAUAUAUCCUACCAAUAUUCCUGUAAGUCUAACCGGAAGCAAAUCGAAACUCGUAACACCUUCGAUAUUCAGUAAGCAAUAUCGUAUUCGAAUGGAACUAUCGUGCGUACGUAUGUACGUCUCUUACGAGAAAAGAUAAAUGGAAGAGAGAAGAGAAAAGGACGUAGGCCGUGUACAGGGCGAUGACAGAACUCGCGUACUUUAUUACCCGAGGUCGAAGCCGUUAUCGUGUCUCACAAUGCGAGAUAAUCGUAAAGGGCCGAAAGGGACGACGACGAGGCGUGGUACGCGACGAAUCUCUUUCUCUCUCUCUCUCUCUUUCUUUUUUCCCUCCGUCUAUCUCUCUCCCCCCCUCUCUCUCUCUUUCUCUCUCUCUGGAAUCGUCCAAAGAUCUCACUGACGUCUCUGUAUACGUGCUACGUGCGCGAGAUCGUCGUCGUAAAGGGCUUUAUAAGCCGCGGCACGAGAGUUCAAUUUUAUGUUCCUUCGAGAUGGGGACCGCCUGCCGUUAGUCGCACGAUGUUCACGGCAUUCUUCGCGGGCAAAACGUUUCUUCGCAGGUAGGAGAGGAGUUCGGUUGUUAAAGUCUACGGCUCGUGUUCGGCUCUUUCAGUCUGAAGAGCGCCGUGUAUUUAAUCGUAUAUUUCAGUCUAUCGCAUUUACGAGUAUCGAUCUCCCGUAUCCCGGCGCGAUCUUUCUCCGAGGGAAUUUUGCAUACAUUUGUCGGAACUGAAGGGGACAGUUAACGUGCAAUAUGCUACCGUACGACUCUAUCCUUCUUCUCGUUUAUCAUUCAAAAUGAUCGUUUACCUCCAAUUUACUUCGUCUAGUGAAAACAACUCGUUAUUGGUAUAAUCGUGCGCCAUUCGCUUCAUGUAUCUUGUAAGGAAAUCGUAGUAAAAUAAUUAAUUGAUCUUUCUCUUUCUCUUUCUCUUUAUUCGCAUUGACAGUCGUUAGGAAUCGCUUUCACCGUCUCGCUGAAUCGAUAACGUCCAAAAACCAGUAACCUUUCGCGAAGUCAUUCGCCUUGCGCUCACUAAUGCAGGUAUUUACCCCCGCAUCCUUCGAAAGGCGUGUUCGCGUUCGCGAGAGAUCGCUCGUCGCCAAGAACCAGACCGAUAGGAAUGCGUAUAAUGAAUAAUGUAUAAUAUACUGACCAUUAAUCACAAUGCUCCUUUCAUCCCGUUUUAUUGCACCGAACGCGGUAAUUUCACAAUCGUUUGCAUAAUCUAUUUUUCUCUUUUGUAAAUACUCACCGAGUUCUCUUUCUCUUUCUCUUUCUUUCUUUCUUUCUUUCUUUCUCUCUCUCUCUCUCUCUCUCUUUUUCUGCUCGUCGCGGUCUCUUCGCGGUAUCCGUAAAUAUCAAUGACUAGUCGUACGAGCUCGUUUACUACGUUGCUACGUCUUAUAUAUUACACGUACAAAGAUACUUACAAUCUACAUACUCGUAGAUAUUAAAUCCGUACCUAUAUAUCUACUCGUUCUCUUCUUGAGCGUGCCCAUGAAAGAAGAAUACUUUGCCGCGAAAAUUUUAUCGCGUCGCUCGAUCGAUUUUAUCGUUCGAUAAAACGUAUUUACGAGGCGUCAUCAGAUCGAGCGUGUCUCUUAAUUUAACGAAAAUUGCCUUUGGUUAAGCGGUUCGCUUAAGUGACAGAUGUAUCUACCUGGUCUGAGUUUGUUCCAUUGAAUGAGCGUACGCGGCACGCAUAAUACAUUCUACUCGUACAAACAUAGGAGGAGGCGAACCUAUCGCGAAAGACAACUUCGAAGCAACCUCCCGAGGUCAGGCGCGUGGUGGACGAGAGAAAGCUCGAUGGCUGCCGUGUUGAAUCAUCUUUUUCGUGUUCCCGUGCUCUAAAACUUUUAAUCGGCCAUUCAUCACUGAUUUUAUUUACGCGUGUCCGUCAUACGUUACUUUUAAAGAUAUAUUUCGCAAUGGUGGAAGAAAGUUGAUGUAUCUAUCGUCGGCGGAUCUACCAAGAAAGAUACUAUCGACGUUCGAUCGUUGGAACGUAAUCGACGAUGACAUUGAACGCGGUACCGAUCGUGCGCGCAUUCCUUUGCCCUGACACCUCCUCUCCUUCUCCCCCUUUCUACAUAAAACUGGAGAGAGAGAGAGAGAGAGAGAGAGAGAGAGAGAGAGAGAGACAAAGAAACGGAGAGAGCCGUCGUACGCGAUCAGCUCUUGCGCCGAUGCCGACGGUAGGCUGUCACCUCUGGAUAUAAACGAUGGAUGACGUCAGUAUGACAUCAGUGAUCCAUAUCGUCGUUACGGCUCGAAGCCAACUUUCCACGGAGUUUCUCUUCGAAGUAGACGGGGUGAGAAAUACAAAUUAACACGCACGACCCUCCAUCACGUAUUACGAGUUAAUGUGUGGCCAACGAAGAAAGAAGCCAGGCGAAGUUCUAAUCCUCGUGAGAUCAGUUGAUCCGUCUGGUGGAUCCGUGACGUCAUGGGCCACCAACGGAGCAUCCCGGAACGGAAGCGUUGAAGUCUCCGGUUAGCGAAGAUUCGGUGGCACAGACGGCUACUCUGACGAGCCUCGCUUUCUUCCUGAGUUCCGGGCUGAGCGGCACGGUUUCCGGAGCACCGACCAGCUACGGUCUCCAUACCGCCAUCUCGGAAUCCAACAGCAAUAUGGAGCCUUGGCUGCAACCAUGCGGUACGCCGGUUGCGGCAGCUCUGAAAAAAAUGCCCCAACGUCACAGCGUUCAUAGAGCGUUGAAGAGGGUACGAACCCAGCUCAGGGUUGCUCAGAAUCACUUUAGGAAGGACCUUAAGGAUAUUCAUGAGAUUUAUUCGAAGGUGUACAAAGUGCUGAAGGAGCAGUACAGAAUGAACUGGCUUCCGGAGAAGCAGCUCGAGUGGUACCAUAGGGAACUCUGGUGCCUCGAGAAGGGUAAGAAGGCGGAGCGUGCACUUCCACGUCUUCACGACGCCCUUCAGAGGUUCGCCAUCACGUUCCACCAUCUUAGAGCGUUCCGACUAAAGUCGAACAUCAACGUCGAUCUUACGAUGAACAGGCGAAACGAAAUUAUCGAUGCCAUGCAAAUCGAAAUUCUUCGAAUGCUUUGCGAAGUAGAAACAGCGAUCCUGAAUCUAGGAUUGCAACUACCAACCGCUCACAAGGCGGUCAUCGUCACGGAAAGUCGUAAUUGGGCCAAGGAAGGUGAUCUAACGCUCAUGCUCAUUCAAGAUUGGGGAGUUCUAAGAUUAUAUCAAACCUUCCUGAACGAUUGGACGCGUGCCUUUCGUAAUGCCACUGCGACUGGACCUGGUACCUGCGAUCCUAACACGAUAAAACCGCUGAUCUUACGACCGAAGAACAACAAGAAGGGUCCGAAAGCUGGAACGGGUACUAAAGGGAAGAGAAUACCGAAGAUCAAGAAAGAGAGAAUCAAUAGGAAACAUCCGCUCGGUUCGAAUCAAACGCAACCCUUGACACGAGGACCAAAAGUAUUCCCAAGGAAAAGACUGACGAGGAAGAAACAGGCGAGACCAGCGUAGUCAGCGAAAGUCCGUGAUCUCGAGUGAUCUUGCUCGUCUUUAUCUAAUUUUCUUUCACUUUUUUUUUUAUUUCUUUUUAUUAUCAUUAUUUUUUUUUUUAUACUUUCUCCCUUUUCGAUUCUAAACUAUAGACUAUAAACUUUCGAUGUCGAACACUCGCAAAAAUGACGUUUAUCCUCACGCUAGCAGACACAAAUAUACAGGAACACAGACACACACGCACAGACACACAUUAACAUCAUUUACAUACGUUCUUCUAUUUAUUGCAUCGCCACGAUCAUUAAUUUUCUUUACAUUCUAAGCGUUAACUCUAUUCUCGAUCGACAGAAAGAGAUGACACUUGAUAUAGAAACUCGAAUCCGAUCGAGUUAUUCAAAAGAAAACAUUUUUCCUCUUCUCUUUUACGUUUUGAUCAACGUUCAUUCGGCUGGCGGUCCAGCCGUAAUUUUCACUAGGGGACCAGUAUUAAGAGAUUUACUUCGAAACAGUAUUAUAUCUAAUAACGCGUAAUAACUAAUAAUAGCGGUUAAUAAUAACGUUGAUGCACAGAGAGACUUAUCGAUCGAAGCUAUAUAGUAGAGGUGAUUAGCUCGAUCGAUCGGGAUAGCGUCGAGGAGGCAUGCACCUGAAAAUCACGUAGCCAUACGUACUUUUCUUCUUCUCUCCUUUUUUUCCUUCUUUUUUCUUUUUGUCUGGUUUUUUCUUUUUUUUUUUCUUCUUACGUAUAAUCACGAGAGAGCACACGUUUUAGAACACUCGUCGAAACGCGAGAGACGGAGAGAUGCGUUAAGAAGCAGAAAAAGAAAAAGAAGAAGAAGAAGAAGAAGAAGAAAAAGAAGGAGAAGGAGGAGAAGAAGGAAAAAAGAAAUUAAAAAAAUGAAAAAGAAAAAAAAUAAUUAAAAAAAGAAAAGAAAAGAAUCAAAGAGAUUUGCCGUUCGUGGUCUCUUUAAAAUAAAUUUUUACGUUUCGUCAAAAUCAAAACGCAUCGUUCUCUCGCGUGGUAAAGGACAAGUGAAAAUAAUCGCUCGAUUAUUGUACCACGAUUUAUGGAAAAAAAAAAAAACUUUAUUUAUUGUAGCUUUAACGUCUGCGGGCGAAAGCUUGAUGUUUAGCUGUGAUAUCCCGAGCGUACGCGGACCGUACAGAGUUCCUACGUUUUAUACGUAUAGGUGCAUGUAUAUAAGUAUCAUCGUAUAUAGUCGAACGCGUACCAUCGUACUUAAACCGUUAGACUAUUUUCCUCUUUAUCUAUCUUUUUCUACUAUUUUCUCGUCUUCACAAUAGAAUCUCUUUCUUCUCUGCGAACAUGACAACUUUAUCUCUUUCUCGUGUACUUUAUAUCUCUCUAUCUCUCUAUCUCUCUUUCUCUUUCUUUCUUUCUUUCUUUCUUUCUUUCUUUCUUUUUCUCUCUCGAUCUUUUUCUCGUAUUUUUAAAAUAAUAAUCUUUGUAGUAGGUGAUAAAUAGUAUUCUCGAGUCGAAAUUUUUGUUUCUCGAGAAAAAACAGAAUUUCUCAGCGGAGAAUUCUGUGGAGCUUUUUGUAUACGUAUCUACCCUUUUACCUGGACGCCGAUGUGAAUAAUAUAACACUCGGUAUAUUUUUAAUUUCUACUUUAUCUCAUUCUCUCUGCCUCUUUCUCUUUCUCUCUCUCUCUUUCUCUCUUUCUUCGUCUUUACUUUAUCUAUUUUUCUUUAUAUUUGUAACUUGUAAUAGCGUCUAAAGGCAAGUUUUAGGGUCGAGUAAACCGGCAUACACGCCGCUCAACAAUUUUAGAAAGUAUUUUCGUAUUAAUAAAAAAAAAAAAAAAACGACAAUGACGGUGCGAUCUGCGUAGGUAUUUUGCGAAUUUUCACGCUCGCCGUCGUAUGUUAAUUUCUGUGUUUUUUUUUUUUUUCUCUCUUAGUUAUUACUUUUCUCCAUUGCAUUAUAUCGAGUAUACGUAUUAUAUAUUUAUUCGACGUACAAGCAUACUUACAUAACGUUUCUAAUCUAUUUAUUAUAUCACGUUACCAUCGCAUAUAUUAUUUAUUUGUCAUUUUUUUUCCUUUUACUUGCGUAUAAUCGUCUCGAAUAAAUUCGAUGUUUUUGUACCGUA
Vespula vulgaris is the source of this 13588-nucleotide messenger RNA. RefSeq lists its product as uncharacterized. The transcript is spliced from 4 exons. The record is from RefSeq and is a predicted model, not a curated record. NCBI's taxonomy places the organism in Eukaryota, Metazoa, Arthropoda, Insecta, Hymenoptera, Vespidae. Bases 10625 to 11494 code for a protein of 289 amino acids.